AUGUCGGAGGAGAGCAAUGAUGGCCUUCUUGCAUCUCUCAUGGAUAUGGGCUUUGACUAUUUUAUCAGCAGAAAAGCUUUGGCAGACGGCGACGUGCGCACUGUCGAGGAUGCCGUAAGUUGGAUCAUCGCUAAGACGCAAGAUAGCUCUGCGACAUCUGAUAUUGGGCUAGUCACUUUACCACCGCUGCAACCCUCAAGGCCGGAGCCACUAGCAAUCACCAAUCCCUUCCGGUCAGCUGAGCCAUCGACAUCUUCAAUCAACUCGGUGGAAACGCAAUGCACAAGCACGAAUGUGCAGGAGCCUGACAAUCCCACUCCGAUUUCAUUGGUAUCAGCGGCGCAUUUAGAGGAGCGUCCCUCUAUCACCAGUCGGCAUAAAACAACCCGCAAAACAUGUGCUGAUAUAGCGACGGCUCGGGCGUUGAAUGAAGCGAAGCGGUUCAAAAAGAGUCAACAGGAGUCAAAGAUUCAAAUCCUUCGGCAAAUUAAAGAAGACCGUGAAACACAGAAAGAUCGGAAACGCCAUGUAGAACCUUGUAAUAGUAUUGGACAGAGUCCUGGGACACCAAAGCCGUUAGUGAAUAGUGAUGCGGCCAUUCAGAUUCGUCUCCCAUCGGGCGCGGUCCUGAGGCGGGCCUUCUCACCCUCAACGUACGUUGUGACCCUGUUUGCAUCCGUUCGCGAUUCAGCACAGGGUAAAGACCGAGUUGACUGUGGAGAUCAUUUCACUCUUCUGCAGCCAUUUCCAAGACGACUAUUUGUCGAGGACGAGUGUAAGACAUUGUCCCUUCAAGAUGCUGGCUUGGUACCAAACGCUUCGCUCAAUGUGAUGAGGUGCAAUUCCCAACCAUCUUCUCCGUCGGGACCAGCGCAACUUGCUGGUGCUCAACCCAUGAACAUGACCUUGGAGGAAAUCCGCGUGCAUGAGGAGGUGACUGACGGAGGGGAGCGGGAUGAAAACACUUUGGAUGACAACGACAAUGAGAAUGAAGAAGACAUCAACGUGAUUGACGAAGUACAUCAUGAUUGGGGAGGGGAGGGUCAUCUCUUGACAACGGAUCCCGUCCCUUUAGAUACUGCUCAACCUCAUCGUCCCACACGCAACCCCCUUUCGUGGCCGGUUGCAGGUUUAAAAAGACGAGCUGGGUUCCACACUCCAGUCUCCCUCAAAGAAAUCUGCAUGCGUCGCAUCGAAAGUCUGCUGGCAACUCCUGCCACUCCAACAGCUUAUCUUCGUUCCUUGCGCUUUCUCCCCGGAACCAUCGGGUCAACUCUCUGCACGCGUCUUCUGCACCAAAAUGAACUGAACGCUUCCAUGCUGACCAAAUUGAGCGUAUGCCCUAUCAACACCUUAGAUCUGUCGCAUUAUACGCUUGCGACGGAUUCUCUGCUUCGUGUCAUUGGCGAGCGUCUCUGGCCUAUGCUGACCAACUUAAACCUGAGUGGAUGCGAGGUUGUGACUGAUGCUGGAAUUUGGGCUCUAAAGCCACUCAAGAGCCUUGAAGAGUUGGAUUUAAGCGAGUGCAGGAUAUCUGACCGGGUUGCCCACGCACUACCUGCCUUAACAUCUCUGACGAGUCUGUCUGUUGCCAAGACGAAGAUUACCAGCUGCUUUUUAAGCACGCUUCUCGGUACAGACUUGGCUAACAGUCUUCGUAGUCUGAACCUAUCCUACUGCACCAAAUUAGCUACUGCGGACAUUUUCAGGACGCUUUCCUCCUUUUCCCAACUAUGCACUUUACAUCUUACAAACAUGCCUUUCAAAAGCCCAGUAGCGUCACCCCCAACUGGUACAUUCAAGGAGUUGAGAUACUUGGAUGUUCGCCUGUCUGGUAUCACGGAUCUGGAAGUAAUGAACAUCAUCUGUGCAUUCGAGUCUCUGGAAGAACUGGACACGGCAGGAUGCGAGGGAAUCUCAGUUGUGGGUCUGAGCGGUAUUGCACGGGCACUCCAGAAUCUGCGCGCCAUUACCUUCCCAUCUCAUCAGCUUACAGAUGACGUCCUAGCGCUGUUCUGCGAAUUCCCACUCCACAGCUUGAAUCUCUCCAACUUUGUGAAUCUGACGGAUGCAGCUGCAGAGCACAUAUCCCGUCUGGCUACUACAUUAGUUAGUCUUUCUCUGGAGGGGACCGGGAUAACUGAUGCAUCCCUCUGCCAGUUCGAACAGCUCAGAAGUCUCACUACACUCCAUCUAGACCGCACACACGUCGGAGAUGCCGGGAUUUGCCAUCUGAAACCGCUCAGAUAUAUCCACCACCUCUCUUUGAUGCAAACGGAGAUCACAUCUGAAGCUUUAAGGAUAUUGUCAGAGUGUGAGUUUAACAGAACAAUAAGGGUCCUGAACGUGGCGAGGACAGCUGUGGACGAUGAUGGCAUUUAUUCGUUGAAAGGAAUGGUUCAGCUGUCGGCGCUGAAUCUGGAUUUCACGAGAGUGACCUUCGCGUGCUUGGAAACGCUGGCCGAACUACCUCAUCUCCAGCCAGUUCGGUUAGCAGGAAUACAUGAAUAA
Messenger RNA from Spizellomyces punctatus DAOM BR117, 2511 nucleotides. RefSeq lists its product as uncharacterized. The record is from RefSeq and is a predicted model, not a curated record. Gene Ontology annotation, molecular function: protein binding. Gene Ontology annotation, biological process: SCF-dependent proteasomal ubiquitin-dependent protein catabolic process. The coding region runs from base 1 to 2511 and encodes 836 amino acids. The transcript has 15 exons. Gene Ontology annotation, cellular component: SCF ubiquitin ligase complex. Lineage: Eukaryota; Fungi; Chytridiomycota; Chytridiomycetes; Spizellomycetales; Spizellomycetaceae.